AUGGACCGGGCCGCCCCGGGCAGCGGCGCCGGCUCCCUGCCACUGCUCCUGGCCCUCGCCCUGGGUCUAGUGAUCCUCCACUGUGUUGUGGCAGAUGGGAAUUCAACCAGGAGUCCUGAAAAGGAUGGCCUUCUCUGUGGAGAUCCUGGGGAAAACUGCGCAGCCACCACCACGCAAGCCAGGCGGAGAGGCCACUUCUCGCGGUGCCCCAAGCAAUACAAGCACUACUGCAUCAAAGGGCGAUGUCGCUUCGUGGUGGCGGAGCAGACGCCGUCCUGCGUCUGUGAUGAAGGCUACACUGGGGCGAGAUGUGAGAGAGUUGACUUGUUUUACCUCAGAGGAGAUAGAGGGCAGAUUUUGGUGAUUUGUCUGAUAGCAGUUAUGGUCAUUUUUAUCAUUUUGGUGGUCGGUGUCUGCACAUGCUGUCACCCUCUUCGGAAGCGUCGUAAAAGAAGGAAGAAGGAAGAAGAAAUGGAAACUCUGGGUAAAGACAUAACUCCAAUAAAUGAAGAUAUUCAAGAGACUAGUAUUGCUUAA
Odobenus rosmarus divergens (Pacific walrus) is the source of this 537-nucleotide messenger RNA. It is a transcript of the gene BTC, whose product is annotated as betacellulin. The coding region runs from base 1 to 537 and encodes 178 amino acids. Gene Ontology annotation, biological process: epidermal growth factor receptor signaling pathway; positive regulation of mitotic nuclear division; positive regulation of cell population proliferation. The transcript is spliced from 5 exons. NCBI's taxonomy places the organism in Eukaryota, Metazoa, Chordata, Mammalia, Carnivora, Odobenidae. The record is from RefSeq and is a predicted model, not a curated record.